UGUUUUACGUUUUGGCGCAAUAUUAUUUGCCACACCGGUGCACGGAAACCACCAUAGCAGUUUAGCACUAACGCAUAGUUCGGCGCCACGCUGUGUGGCAACGCUGCCGUUCACUUUAAACUGAAUUCCACGAAAAUAAAUCAGUUUUCUUUGUUUUUUUUAUUCGUGUCUUUGCUGUUACCAAGUUAGUCCACAGUUAAGCUGUAAGUUCCUUGCCCUUGGUGGGGUAACGGUUGCCUGCUGCCCUCGUUUGAGUAGAAGAAAGGAAACAUGGCGUGGGUUCCCAGCUCACGGUUCGAGGACGACCUGGUCGAUAUGGAGCCGAAUUUCAAUUUCGUUUACGGCCAGUUGGCCUAUGAGGUGCAGAAGAAACGGGAGAAUACUCCCCGGCCGAAGAGCACCUACGAGUACCUAUCGGCCAGGAGGGAGAGGAAUGAAGAGUUGGAUAAGCAGCAUGGUCACUCGUCGGGGAAAGGCCGGGAAAUUCGAUCCUGCCUGCAGAUGAUGGAGAAGAUACAAACCAUAGCGGGCACCAAGCCUCUGGGGGAGCACGCCACAAUGGCUGAUUGGGAGGAUACCAGCACCGUGGAACAGGAGGCGGUGGCAAUGAUGCGGCACUUUGGUCUCAUGUCCAUGGACGUGGAAGCACGAUCGACCAAACCAAAGCUACUGCCGAACGAAAAAGAAGAAGAAUCUCAACCUGAAAAGGUAAAGAUCACUAGAAAUGGCCGUCGAACAUUCCCAUUGAUCACGGAUCCCGAUUACUUCAGACCCCGCAAGACCCGAAAACCCAAAGAUGCUGACUCCAGCGAUACUACUAGUGAUACCUCCUAUCACACCGCACCAAGCGAGAGUAGCUUCAUAAGUUUAUAUGGUUCAGCGCAGUCUACACUAAGCAACAGCUAUGAAUCGAAAGAUAGAACUCGAGACUGCAAGGAGUACCUGGAGAUUCCUUACGAACCUUUAGAGGAGAGUUUCACGGAUGAGGCUCCCAAGGAGCAGUCUGAAAAAGUACUAGAUUCUGGUACAAUCGCUCCGAAGAAGAAAAAGAAACAGAGGCCCAGCCAGAAGAAGAGGCUUCAAAGUGCCAGCCAAGGAAAGCAAUAUCAGCUUUAAAUAGAAAUUCAAGAUAGCAACAUAAACAAAUAAAUAAUAGUUCCCUUGUUAAUAUUGUUAUUUGGUUUAUUUAACAA
This is a messenger RNA of Drosophila bipectinata, 1193 nucleotides long. RefSeq names its product squash (gene squ). The record is from RefSeq and is a predicted model, not a curated record. NCBI's taxonomy places the organism in Eukaryota, Metazoa, Arthropoda, Insecta, Diptera, Drosophilidae.